Felis catus (domestic cat) is the source of this 6384-nucleotide messenger RNA. It is a transcript of the gene SH3BP5L, whose product is annotated as SH3 binding domain protein 5 like. Gene Ontology annotation, biological process: intracellular signal transduction; negative regulation of protein tyrosine kinase activity. The transcript is spliced from 7 exons. The record is from RefSeq and is a predicted model, not a curated record. Lineage: Eukaryota; Metazoa; Chordata; Mammalia; Carnivora; Felidae. Gene Ontology annotation, molecular function: protein kinase inhibitor activity. Bases 568 to 1749 code for a protein of 393 amino acids. Gene Ontology annotation, cellular component: cytoplasm.
GAGGGCGUUGUUAGCGCAUGAUGUAUUUCCGCUUCCUCUCGGCCCAGUAGCUUUUGGUUGUACUAGCUAGCUUGUUGCGGGGAGGGAGGGGGAAGAUUGUUUGCAGUGAAGGAGCUCAGUGUACGGGAAGGUAAACUGAGCUCCCCAGAGACUGUCAUCCCGCAGCCUCGGUUCGGGCCCAGCCUUCUCUCUCCAGUUGCCACCACAGCCUGGAGGCGCCUGCCUCCGCCCUCCCGAAUGGUGCUACUCCUCGAAGGCCUCGGCCCAGGAUCCAAACCCCCUUUGCCCCCUGCCUCGGAGCGGUUGCUCCGGGUUUCUCCUGGUGGACUCCUCGCGACGGGGACGGAAGAACUUUUGCACCGACAAGGCUGUAGCUCUAGGAACCCCGCUGACAACGUGAAUCUUGGCCUCUAACCCAGUGUGAGGUCAUUCCUGUGUCCCUUUUUACACCCUUUGAGAAGAGAAACUCUUCUUGUUACCUGGAGCCCGGGAAGCCCCAAGCUGGGGCCCUGGUCCCACCAUGUCAGUCCUCUCUUGUGCAUAGGGCUGUGCCCUCUCCCCAUUAGCAUGGCUGAAUUCAGGCAGGUUCCAGGGGGGCGGGAGACCCCGCAGGGGGAACUUCGGUCUGAGGUUGUAGAGGAUGAAGUCCCCCGGAGCCCGGUCGCAGAGGAGCCGGGAAGAGGUGGAAACAACAGCAGUGAGACCAAAUUGUCUCCAAGAGAGGAGGAAGAACUGGAUCCUCGAAUACAGGAGGAGCUAGAGCAUCUCAACCAGGCCAGUGAGGAGAUCAACCAGGUGGAGCUGCAGCUGGAUGAGGCCAGGACCACCUACCGAAGGAUCUUGCAGGAGUCAGCAAGGAAGCUCAACACACAGGGCUCCCACUUGGGGAGCUGCAUCGAGAAGGCCCGGCCCUACUAUGAGGCUCGGCGGCUUGCUAAGGAGGCCCAGCAAGAGACACAGAAGGCAGCGCUGCGGUAUGAGCGGGCCGUGAGCAUGCACAAUGCUGCCCGGGAGAUGGUGUUUGUGGCUGAGCAGGGUGUCAUGGCUGACAAGAACCGGCUGGACCCCACAUGGCAGGAGAUGCUCAACCAUGCCACCUGCAAGGUGAAUGAGGCAGAGGAGGAGCGGCUUCGUGGUGAGCGGGAACAUCAGCGGGUGACUCGGCUGUGCCAGCAGGCUGAAGCUCGGGUCCAGGCCCUGCAGAAGACUCUCCGGCGGGCCAUUGGCAAGAGCCGCCCCUACUUUGAGCUCAAGGCCCAGUUCAGCCAGAUUCUGGAGGAGCACAAGGCCAAGGUGACAGAGCUGGAGCAACAGGUGGCCCAGGCCAAGACUCGCUAUUCAGUUGCCCUGCGCAACCUGGAGCAGAUCAGCGAGCAGAUCCAUGCCCGGCGCCGGGGCCAGCCCCCUCAUGCCCCUGGCCAGCGGCGCUCCUCCCCUGUGGGGGCAGAGGCCGGGCCUGAUGGUGGCGAGGAUGGAGACAGUGGUAUCAUAGAAGGGGCUGAAGGUGGGGUGCUGGAGGAGGGCAGUAGCCUGGGGCCUGGCCCUGCCCCUGACACAGACACACUGAGCCUGCUGAGCCUACGCACAGUGGCCUCAGACCUACAGAAGUGUGACUCUGUGGAGCACCUGCGGGGCCUCUCAGACCACACCAGUCUGGAUGGCCAGGAGCUGGGUUCCCGGAGUGGGGGGCGCUGGGGCAGUGAUGGCGGGGGCCGUGGGGGCCGCCACCAGCGCAGCAUCAGCCUGUAGUUCAUGCUCAGGGUGGCUGGUUCCUACCACCAUUGGCCCAUGUAGGGCUCCAAGCUCCCUGUCCUCAGGUCCUUGCUUCCCUUGGAGAGGUCAGGUUGGCUCUUGUCUCUGGUGAAUUUCUCUCCCUCCUCCCCCAGUUCUUUGCAGGUGGCAGCUCUCUUUGCCUUACCCCCUCAGAAGGCUUUUUCUAUGGCUCUCACAUUUGCCCUCCCCCUGCUAGCUCCUCUUGGUCUGAUGUUCUUCACUGCCCCCUUUCUGCUUUCCUUCCAUCUGUCUGGCUUUCCCCUCAGGGAACUUGGUCUAGAAGGUACAGGGUAGCCCACUGGAGAAGGUGGAUGUGGGACCUGAGUUUUGACAUCUUGGCCCCCUGGUUUGAGGCAAUAGACAGGUGUCCCUCCCACCUCCCCAUCUCCCAAGGGGGCCUAGGGAUGCUACAGAGCCUCUGUCCUAGCCUGCCUGUAUGUAAUCUGUAAAAUGCACUGUAGGACUGUGUGCCUCUGGAAAACACUACACAUCCCUGCAGUGCUCCCUUCUCAUUACCUAAGCCACUUUGCUGUGUGUGCCACAAAGAAGGACUUGAAGGGUACCAGUGUCAGAGAAGGUGAAACCCAACCCCACUGUCCACAUAGAGGACACCACCUCCAGACAGGCUCCCAUGUGCAUGUUGUUUUCCCAGCUGAGCUGGGCUAUUAACAUUGCCAAGGUGCUAGUGGGUCUCUAGCAGGGUCCAUGUUGGGGGGUGGAGACAUAAUGAGGUCCUGAUGGUUGAGGCCUUCGCGGUUCCUGCUGCAGAGUUGGGUUUACUUUUUCUGGGUGGAGGUCGCUGAGCUUAAUCUCAGCGCCCUCCUGCUGGGUGGAGUUAGGGAAUUUGGUGCUCAAUCCCUCUCCCUCUCUCUUCCCCAAACCAGACAAUACCUACUCCAGAAUCCCUUGGGGACUGUUCAGGUUUGGCUACUGAGCCUUCUCUGAUGCAGGGAGGGGUUGCCCUAGGGUGAAGGGACCCACCCUCCUUUGGGAGGGGUUUGGUGGUGCUCCAGGCUGUAAGGGAGGAAAAGCAGGGAAGCCACACUGGAUCCGGGUGCCUUGGGAGAACUGGUCCUUCCUCCUUUCCCACCCUAAGAGGUCUGAGAGCUGGACUCUGGGCAGGAUAACUUGUGCCUAGGCCUGUAUGCUGCUGCCAUAAACUGAGAGGAAUGGGCCAUCAUAUGGAGGGUGUUUCCCUGUGCUAAGAUGGUCACUAUGAGAACCACUGGGUUUGAGGUGGCCAUGGGUGGAGGGGAGAAAGGGAGGGAGGACGUGGGCAAGCGUGUGUGCAUGUGUUGGGGUGUGUGUGUGUGUGCGAGAGUGAGUGUGAGAGAAAGAAAAGGGUCUGCCCCUGAUUUUAUUUAAAUAAAAUAGUUUAUGUAACAGUAAUGUUUACUCUUCCUGUCAGGGAGGGGAAGGGCGUGAGGAUGGGGAGGGGGGAAGAGCAGGGCAAAGGGGGGUGCUUUUUGUAUGGGGGAGUCAGGGCAGGGGAGAUGCCCCCCCUUCCUCCCACCUGCCAAGCUAGGAAGGGUCUGUGGGGUGGACAGGACAUUGUCAAUCACUGGAGGUCCAGACCAGAUGAGGAUGCCAAUCCUGGAUGUGUCUGGAUGUGAGCAUGAAGGAAGGGGAGGGACAAAAGUGGGGUUCUGAGAGACUUGAAUUUCAGAUAGACCAUAAUCUUUGCUUCCUGCAAUGUUUAUGACAUUCUUAGUGUAACUUUUUUGCUGUUUAUCUGAAAUUAAAAUUUAACACAUGUAAAAGGUGAUGUUCAAGUCAGGGUUUGACCUGUUGUGGGAUAGAAAGGAUUUGAAUAUGUUUGGACCCCACAGCCUGUGAAAUAUCUUGUGGAGUCAGGUUGGGGAGGGAUGAGGACUUCAGGAGCCACGGAGGUGUAGAGCCAAAGCUUUGGAUUCAGCACCCUCACCUGCACCACCAGAAGUGUGCCAACAUUUAGGGCCAGGUGAGGAGGAGGUCAGUCAGGAGAUGGAGAAGGCUCUGCUAGGGAGGAGAGCAGGAGGUCAACUGGAAACUUGAUGGGAAAUGAGUGUCCUGAAGACACUUGAGGGGCAGGGUGGAGGGCAGAGCAGUGACCCUGGUGAUCUCAGAUGGCAGAUGGGCCAUCAGGAGCCACUGUGUUCUGAACAUACCAGGUACUGUCCACGUAUGAGACUGCCUUUCCUAACCUGGCUUUUUGACAGCAAAUUAAUUUUUUUCUCACAGUUCCAGAGGAAGUCAGGUCAAGCUAUCGGUAGGAUUAGUUCCUUCUGAGGGUUGUAAGAGAAGGAUCUGUUCCAGGUCUCUCUCCUUGACUUGUAGACAUCUGUCUUCUCCCAAUGUCUUCACAUCUUACCUGUGUACAUGUCUGUGUUCAAAUUCCUUUCGUAAAGGAUACCAAUCAUAUAGGAUUCGGGUCUACUCAAAUGACCUCGUUUUAACUUAAUAACCAUACAGUCACAUUCUGGCUGGCUUACAACUGCAACAUACACAUUCUGAGAGAGAGAGAAGUCAGUCACAAGCAAGUCAUCACUGUAAAUGAUGUAAAAGGUAUCUGAUCCUGUUCUUUCUGUCGUAACAUCACUGGACUUACCUACCAUUCUGCUUAUUGGAAUGCCCUUCAACCAACCUCUCUCCCUGGGAAGUAAAGUGUGAUAAAGCAGAUGAGUGCCAAGAUAUUCCCUUUAUUACUGGAAGAGCUGCUAUGAGAAUGCAUGGCCCAUGUCUUUGGGCAAGUGGGCUUUCUGAGAGGACACCCCAGGGUCGUACUUCCCUCCCAGUCCUUGACAGUGCAGGACCUGCAAGGCUUCUGGUGUGAAGGAGCCCCAGAAAAGAAGGGCUGACUGCCCACCCAGUUUAUUCACAAAAACACCUACUAGAUAAGGCAAGAGUGGAGAGCUAGUAGGAGGCUUAAAAGCUUAUGGCACUUCCUCUGUGUGGAAGAAAACAGCCCCAGCAAAUAGGCCACCAACCCUAUCUUAACAAUAGUGCCUGUACUUGCCUAGGGUGACUCAUGUGCUAGGCAUAUGAAUUUACCCAUUUAAUUUCCACAACAACAUUAUGAAGUAAGUAGCGCCAUGAUGACCUUUUCAUGGGUGAGAAUACAGGCAUAGUAGGGAUGUCCGGUUUGCCCCUCACCUUGUAGAAGGUAAUGAAAGCAGGUAUUUGGACUUGAGUGCAAACACAGGAACCAGAUGUGAGAAAGUGGAGUGGAUGUAGUCAUCUUUUAGGAAGUUUUACUGGGAAGGGGGGGUCAAGGAAUUUUGCUCUUUUAAAAUGAGCAAAAGAUGGUCAAAUUCAGGUGAUGUAUCUCAUCUCCCCCAUUCUUGUACCAUGUCAUGUCACCCAUCACACUGAGUGGUAAUUAGUUCUCUCGAACUAUGCCAUCCCCGGGUGAGCAGCUGGGCCUCCAUCUCCCCCGCACUUAAUACAUACCUGACACUUAAUGUUCAGUAAAUGCUUUUGUGUCUCCUCCCCAUAGUCCAAACCUAUGCCAAGUGACUUUGUUAGUACUGUGGUUAGGAGGUCAGCAUCUGUAUCCACAGUCCUAGAAUCAUAUCUCUAUGUCUCCGGGAGGGUAUUCUCACACUUCUCUAGGCUCCAAUUUUAUCACCUACAAAAUGAGACAGUGUAGGUGUGCCUAACACUAUGCCAGGUCAGACAGGAUGUUAGCCACAAUGAUCCCUAUUAGUUCCCUGCAGUUUUGAGAUGAAAUGAACUUCAAAUUAGGAGGCCUCCUACUAUCUAGUGCUAGAGAAGGAGACUUUUUAUAAAGGCCCCAAUGAGAUUUGGAUUUACCUCGUCCUCUGGUUGUGAGUUUGGUGGUCACCCUCAACUUUGCUCUCACGCAUAGCUAAGAUGGGCUUCUUGGGUUGUAGUCCUGUUUGGUCAGCAGAGGGCAGCAGCCACCAGAAAGCGGGCUGAGCUCAAUCUGUUGGUUCUGGUUCUGUCGAUGUGAUAAUACUGCAGGCCUGUGAGGUUUGCCUCCUCGACCCUUGGUGGGUGGUCCUGGGAACCUAGAGGGGUGGGAGGUGGGGUGUAUGCAGCAGAGUGGAGCCCACCUGGGCUUCCUGCAUUUCUGGUGUGCUUGAAUCUCCUGUUGUAUGUGAAAACUGGUUCAGGUCUGGUAGGCAGCUGGUCAUUUGAGACCAGAUGUUCUGUGCCUCUUGAUGCCCUGUUCUCCUCCUCAGAACCCACCUCCUUCCUUGUCCUUCUUAGUGCCUUGUCCCUCUCUCUACUUCACCCUCCUUACAUAUUCCCCUCUUGAGAAGUCCCUUUGGCUUCCCUCCACCACUGCUCCUGAGCCCUUGGCUUCCUCUUUGUCCGCCAUUCUGGAGCCCCAGGCUGCCACACUGCACCAUAUCUUGAAUUAAGGGAGCCAGGGGACCAUUUCACUGGCUGGCAAAAGGGUGUGUGGUGUAUUAGAUAUUUAGCAAGAUCUUUUAGAGUUGCGAACAAUGUGGUAGGGCUUGCUAGGAACACCACAAGGUGUAAUACCAUGGAUGGGAAAGUCAGGUAGCGAACACAGGUGCAUACAGGUAACAGGUGAUACAGGGAAGUAAACAAAUAGAUGUUUAAGAGGGCAUUCAGGGAGCUCUGGAAGGUUAGGAAAGAUAA